AUGGCCGGCGUUGGAAUGCAAAGGAUCUUCAUUUCGUCUUCGAAGCGGCUCUUUUUUCAGCAUUCUUCAGUCACAAGUUGGCGCCUCAACGCCCAUGUAGGUCGCCGUAUUCUAGCAACCGCGACAUAUAACACCUCUGUGCCGCCACCCUCGCCAGCAGCAUCUUCCUCUACCACAACUCCAUCCUCUCCCACUCCUGCGCAAGCUGAAACACCUUACUUUCCUGAUGUUAACGCGCCGGACGGGUCAACAGAUUGGUCGAAGAGCUAUUCUGGUUUGGGGGUUCAACCAUUCCCAAAGGAGGCCGCGAAGAUAUUGCAGGCCCCUCUUGAUCCCAUGGACAUCGAAAUGAAGCCUGAUGGAUUAAUUUACCUCCCUGAAAUUAAGUAUCGCAGAAUCUUGAACCAGGCUUUUGGACCGGGUGGAUGGGGGCUUGCACCACGCAGUGAAACGAAUGUUGGUCCGAAAAUUGUCAGUCGAGAAUACGGACUCGUUUGUCUUGGUCGGCUAGUUGCAAUAGCGAGAGGAGAGCAGGAGUAUUUUGACCCUUCUGGAGUAUCUACAGCGUUAGAGGGAUGCAAGAGCAAUGCCCUUAUGCGAUGUUGUAAAGACUUGGGCAUUGCCAGUGAGCUGUGGGAUCCCAGGUUCAUCCGCGAAUUCAAGGCAAAAUUCUGCGUAGAAGUAUUCGCUGAACAUCUGCCUACCAAGAAAAAGAAGAAACUCUGGCGUCGCAAGGACCAACCUAAGUUCGGAUACCCUUAUCAGGAGUAA
This is a messenger RNA of Psilocybe cubensis, 771 nucleotides long. RefSeq names its product Mitochondrial genome maintenance protein. Gene Ontology annotation, cellular component: mitochondrial chromosome; mitochondrial nucleoid. The record is from RefSeq and is a predicted model, not a curated record. Gene Ontology annotation, molecular function: single-stranded DNA binding. Lineage: Eukaryota; Fungi; Basidiomycota; Agaricomycetes; Agaricales; Agrocybaceae. Gene Ontology annotation, biological process: recombinational repair; interstrand cross-link repair. The transcript has 5 exons. The coding region runs from base 1 to 771 and encodes 256 amino acids.